AUGGAGAUGAGUACGGUUAGUCGUGUGGUAAAGAUCGGUCUUUGCGUGUGCGGUAUCUGGCCCUAUCUACCAUCGACCAUUUUGUACAGAUUCUUUUGGAUCGUCAUGCUCAGCACAGUGCAAUUUUUUCAGUAUCAUUACGUAGCGGUGCAUUAUUACACAGAUAGUUUUUCCAAUUUUAUGGAUGGUGUGAGUAGUGCCAUGACAUACAGUCUGCUGUUCAUCAAACUCGGGAUUUUAUGGGUGAAUCAGCGAACGUUCUCCGACAUAUUGCAAAUGAUGGUCGCGGACUGGAAGAACUGCAUUUUGACUGACUGCAGUUUGCAUAUCACGACCAACAAGGCCAGGCUCUCGCAUCGCUUCACAAACUGGAUCAUUGGCUUUCAACUAACUGCCAUAGUUCUGUACAGCUGCGGCGUGCUUGCUGUUAACGUUGGUGAUAUUCAAAGGAUGAACGUGUCCGCGCGGGAACAUAUCUUGAAGUUGAAGCUGCCUUUCCAAAUUGACACGUCUCGCACUUAUGUGCUCGUUACAAUCUUCGAGUUUCUUCAUCUGGUAAUGUGCGGCUGUGGAAUUUCCAUGAUAAAUUCGCUCAUCGUCACUCUGAUACUACAUAUCGGUGGUCAAAUUGACAUCCUUCGCGACUGGCUACUGAACAUUUUUUCCAAAAAUAUGAUCAAAAAUGAUAUGGAUGGGAUAACGAUGAAGACAUUGAUAACGAAGCAUCAACGGAUUAUCACGUUUUCGGAGAACAUCGAAAGCCUUUAUACGUACAUCGCGUUGAUCUUAUUCGUGUCGGAUACUCUCAUUAUAUGCUGUUUAGGAUUUAUUAUCGUCACCUCAAUCGGUACACCCGAGGGACCAGCGAUCUUAACAAGAUCCGUAUUAUUUUAUCUUGUAAUGAAUCUUGAAGCAUUUAUAUAUUGUUUUGCCGGUGAAUACUUGACUGCUAAGAGUAAAAUGAUCGGAGAUGCGGCUUAUGAUUCUCUUUGGUAUGACGUUACGAGCGAAAAGAGCAGACUUAUGCUGCUCGUAAUCCUAAGAUCGCAAAAACGAUUGACUAUUACGGUUGGGAAGAUCAUGGAUCUCUCUUUGGAACGUUUUACUAGCGUUGUAAAAGCGUCGGCGUCAUAUAUUUCCGUUCUAUUGGCAUCGACUGAAUAUUAAGCUCAAUCUCGAUAGUAGAUGUCACAGCAUCAAAAUAGCAUGAAAUAAUAGCAUAAAAUUAUAAAAUGAGAAAAGUCCUUAUAGUA
Messenger RNA from Pogonomyrmex barbatus (red harvester ant), 1253 nucleotides. Its product is annotated as odorant receptor 22c-like. Gene Ontology annotation, cellular component: plasma membrane. The record is from RefSeq and is a predicted model, not a curated record. Gene Ontology annotation, molecular function: odorant binding; olfactory receptor activity. Gene Ontology annotation, biological process: detection of chemical stimulus involved in sensory perception of smell; sensory perception of smell. Lineage: Eukaryota; Metazoa; Arthropoda; Insecta; Hymenoptera; Formicidae.